This is a messenger RNA of Amoebophrya sp. A120, 1747 nucleotides long. NCBI's taxonomy places the organism in Eukaryota, Dinophyceae, Syndiniales, Amoebophryaceae. The record is from the annotation of a GenBank genome assembly.
AUGGCGUUUCUCUUGUUGGAACGUGUUAGCUCGUGGCUACAUGGUCUCUUCUUUUUUUGUCUUAUUUCAGGUAGCGUAUCGUCCUCGUCGAAAAACCAGCAGCAUUCGAAAACGAAAAAUCGACCUUCCAGCGCGCAACAGCAGCAGCAGCAGCAGCAGCAGCAGCACUACCGGAUUCGUCCUGGGGCUUUCCAGCAGUUUGCACAACCGGUGUUCACGGCCGCGCCCACGCAAUACGCAACGGCUGCUGGGGCAUCGCAUCGUACUGCGAAAAUAUAAUCGCGACGCGUUGUUCUACCUAGGUUGCGUUUCUUAUUCUUGCCUUUAUCGUAAAUGUUCACGUUCAGUGUGUGUAGAGUUGUUAGAUUUCUUGUUCUCUCCCUUGGCUCUGUGUCUCGUCUCCUCUAUUCAUUGUUGGUUGAGUAAGUUGUGCCGCCCCGCCGUAUGGUCAUGGUGCUGGGUUACAAGGGUUACUGAUCAUGAAUGGCAAACACAAAGAAACAAUUACAGAAACGCUGUACAAUCCUGCGGCCACGUGGGCUACACUGAUGCCUGCGCAGCAGAUGCAGCAAUUCUACAACCCUGCGGCGAGGACGCAGCACCGACAUAAAACCGUUAGUGGAGCAGGACGGCCGCAGCAAGUGUCACAACCGCCACGUAGUGCGGUGAGAGGAGCAACAAGUGGAGGUACAACUUCCGCGGCUACUUCAUCUACGGCGAAGCACACCGGGGACGACGCAUCGAAAGCUACUUUAUGAAUUUUAUGUUGAAGUCUGCAGCAUGUCCUCUCCAUCGUAGCGGGCACAUCGUGAAUGAACCACAACAUGUAAACAAAAUCUAUCAACGCGCGUCAGUCUCUUCUUCGUAUAUGGCAUGAAGAAUCUACUUUUUCAAUUCAUCUAGCUUCGCCUGUUGUGCUGGACCCACGACCUCACGCUACCUAGUACUAAUUUCAAUUUCCAGAAAAACGGUCUUCUGGUACUGAACAAUUUGAAUUUCAUCCAAAACCAAAAGAUAUUGUCUCCACCACUUAGUCUAUCCCGCUCCUAGUAGUUGAACGAAGAAAGACUCCCAGACUUAAGUUCAAACUUAUCAGAAAUAACACGACUUCCCUCGAUCGGUACUCUUACCUGAGGUUCUGAAAACAUGUUUUGCAGCUUUGCAAUUUUGCUAUUGCUCCUUGACAAUUUCGCAUAAGUAUCUUUCUACAUAAGAGCAGAAGAUGAAGAAUUAUUUUCCUGUCUUCGUCGCACCCAGCAGCCGCAACGGUGUCGGCUCGUCUUCUGCAAAGGGGUUGGCCCUAGUUAGUAUGUGUACGGAAUUGAUGACUAUGCGACCUUCACUCCAGCAGAAGAACAGCCGGCGCACUGUUUACCGCAGUUGCUGACCGAAUAUGAACGAAAAGAACAAAAAAUGAAACUGUAUGAAAUGUAAGGACGGCUUCUGCUGAUGUGGAUGCAUGUCGGCGGGCGGUACUUACUUCUCCUGUCACAGAGAGGUACUUGGAACCAAGUACUUGGUAUGACCAUGGUAUAAUGCUGAUUCUGAUAAUAUGCAAUGAAAAUGAAUGGAAUUCGAAUUUUGAUAUCUUGUGCCUGCCACCUGCUCCGCAAGCUGCGCUAACAAGUAACUGCUUCUGCUGCAAAAUCUGGCGCUGAGAUUCUCUUCAUGUUUUGACCGGAAUUAGAAAUAGACGCACAAACAUGAGCUCCGGCAGUGACAGAUGAAGAUCAACCCAGAGGACACA